This is a messenger RNA of Neltuma alba, 1253 nucleotides long. Its product is annotated as plasmodesmata-located protein 8. The coding region runs from base 115 to 1008 and encodes 297 amino acids. Lineage: Eukaryota; Viridiplantae; Streptophyta; Magnoliopsida; Fabales; Fabaceae. The record is from RefSeq and is a predicted model, not a curated record. The transcript has 3 exons. Gene Ontology annotation, cellular component: plasmodesma.
CAAAAUAAGACCCAGCUACUCUGAUCUCUCUCUCUCUCUCUCUCUCUCUCUCUACGCAUAUCGUCUUUAUCAAGCAAAGAAGGCAUCAAACUGCUGAAAAACCAAGCUAAAAAGAUGUUGCUGAAACCCCUUCAACAGAAAAACUCCAUUAAUGACAUAUCAAUCAUUCUCUUUCCUAACCUUUCUUCUCUUGUUCUUCUUCUUCUCUUCUUUUUCCUCUUCUCUGCAAUAAUCCCUUUCUCCCUCGCCUACCAACCUCACAGAUUCAUCUAUGGAGGUUGCUCCCAAGACAAAUACCAACCCAACUCAGACUUCGAGUCUAGCCUCACUUCCUUCCUCUCUUCAGUCUCAAGUUCUUCAUCUCAAUCCACUUACAAUAGCUUCGCCAUUGGAAACUCCACUUCAAGCUCUUCAGAUUCCACCAUUUUUGGCUUAUAUCAGUGUAGGGGUGACCUACAACUAAAGGAUUGUUCAAAGUGUAUCGCAAGUUGUAUUAAUCAGAUAGGCAUAAUUUGCCCUUAUGCUACUGGAGCUUCUUUACAGCUUGAAGGAUGUUAUAUCAGAUACGAGCACUUUGAUUUUUUAGGGAAGCCUGAUACGAACGUGAGGUUCAAGAAGUGCAGCAGGUCGUCGGCGACCGACAGCGAGUUUUACCGGCGCCGGGACGACGUGCUGGCUGAGCUCCAGGCAGCGUCCGGGUUUCGGGUUAGCAAGUCAGGUUUUGUGGAAGGGUUUGCUCAGUGCUUAGGGGAUUUGAGUUCGGAGGAUUGUUCGUCUUGCCUUGCGGAUGCAGUAGGGAAGUUGAAGAGCUUGUGUGGAUCUGCUGGUGCGGCGGAUGUGUUCUUGGGACAAUGCUAUGUUAGAUACUGGGCUUCUGGCUACUACAAUGAACCGGAUUCCUCUCACAAUGACCAGGUGGGGAAAUCUGUAGCUAUCAUUGUGGGAGUACUAGCAGGUCUUGCCAUUUUAAUUGUUCUUCUCUCAAUCUGCAGAAAAGCCAUGGAUUAAAAGGAAGCAAGGAGAAGGUUGAGUCUCAAAGAAGGGGCGUAAUCAUUAUGAAAGGUCCACAAAUUUUUCCUUUUGGGCUAACAUUUGUCACAGCCCUCUGCUGCUAUUAGUCAAAUUUAAUUAAUACAUUAUUAUUAUAUGUUUCUCCCACCAGAAAUUGGGCUUAUCUUCCGAAAUUCAUCAACUUCAAAAGGGCUGCAGAUUUUCCUUCUGUUUAAGCUAAGGGAAGAACUGUAGUUUUAACA